Effrenium voratum is the source of this 2985-nucleotide messenger RNA. The record is from the annotation of a GenBank genome assembly. Lineage: Eukaryota; Dinophyceae; Suessiales; Symbiodiniaceae.
CUCAAGCUUAUGGCCAGAGGGCCGCAGAUGCAGAUGGCAAGGAGCCCUAUCUGCAUGGACGAAGGCGAUCGCAAGAGCUUCAGUUGGAGCAGGUCUGCCUUUGCCAACGCCGCCAACCGGGUGAGUGGCCAGGACCAAGACCCUCGCAGCUUGAGACGAGGCGCCGAUGCGGAGGUGAUCUGCACGCUGGCGGUGCAUUCCGAGCUGGGCGCUGGGCUGGAGAUUGAGUUCGUCGAGGGCCACGGCUACCGGAUAGAGUCGAUCCGGGACCAGCCCGGUCAGCCGGAGCUCCGCGUGGGGGACCUGCUGCUGGAGGUGAAUGGCCAGUCCCUGCAGCUGGACUCAGAGGAGGAUGCUGAUGAGAUCCUUGCCAGUGAGCUCUCGGAUGGAGUGCGCCUGGCUGUGCGCCGGAAUCAGCCGGAUCUUCCACCAGAUGUGCCCGGCAGCUGGAAGGAGGCAGACCGGAGUGACGCGGAGGUGAGCCCGAAGACCGCCCAGUUCGUAGUCGGGCCUGAACUUGCCCAGGAGGCGCGCGAGAAGGUGGAGCUUCCAGCAGCCAAAGGGCCCUUGGCAGGACUGCUAAGCAGUUUCGGAGCCCGGGCCAAGACCCCCGAGGAGUCAGCCUCUCCAGAAGAGGAGUUGCCGCAGUGGCCGGAGUCGGACUGGCCUGAGGCACAGGAGCCGAGAGAGUCCGAUGAGGAGGUCAUGCUGUUCCAGCAAACCGUGGCUUCAGAUAGAGAGGCCAGCGGGAGCGGAAUUGAGUCGAUUCCGAUGCCCUUCGCUCAAAAAAACGGUGGCUGGCAUUUCGAGCCGGAAGGAGAAGCCGAAAGCUCUGUGCAGGAGGCAGUGCCGGAGUCCGGAUCUGAGGCUCAGGACACCGUGGCCAUCCUGACUGCAAAGCCAGCGAGGUCUUCAGCCGCACGCUGCAAAGUGCGAGAUCUCGCAGAAUGGAUGGAGGAGAUGAGAUUGGAGGAGUACUUGGAGGCAGCUUCCGACUGGUGCGCCGAAAUGGGCGCCGUUUCUUUGGAGGAGAUCGCUGAGAACAUUGAGGACUUCGGGAAAGACAUCUCUCUGAAGCCCAUCGAACGGCAACGUGUACAGAAGUGGGCCGCACAGAAGCUGCCUGGUGCCGUUUGCAUGCUGAGAGACAAUUUUAGCUUCGGCUCGUUUGGGAAGGACCCACCUCUGCAAGAGCCACCCCGCAUCGAGCUGCCAGACGAAGGCUGGAACGAGGCGCCGCGGGCACCCAUCUACACAGCCCGCAGCGUGCGGCUCGCGGUGGACUCUCAAGGCAACACUGGCUUGGAUCUCCGCUUCGACGACGAGUGGGGCAUCCGAGUCGAGUCAGUGGACCCACUCCCUGGUCAGCCCGGCCUCGCCGAGGGUGACUUCAUUGUGGCGAUAGAAGGCCACUCAUUGCGGCACAAGAGCCACGAGGAGUGCGACGCCAUUUUCUCGGAGCGGCUGCAGAACGGCGUGCUGCUCAGCGUGGUGCGGCCGGCCUCGCAGUCGCAGCUGGCCCUUCCCAAACAGCCGAUGGGUUCGUGGCGCCUCCCCCGGCAGCCCGAUUUUCGCAACCCAUCCUGGAGCCGCCGCAGGGGCGGCCAUGACGCAAACCGCAUGUGGAACCGCUUCAACCGGGGCCCUCCCUGGUGUGGUGGGCAUGUGAAGAGGAUGACCACGGAGCUGGUUCAAGACAUUUGCAAGGAGCGUUCAAUGUGGUCGCAGCCGCAUUUGAACACCCAGCUCUACUUGAACUACAAAGGCUUUGAGACCAUCGAGUGUCUGGAGGCAUACAGCAAUUUGCGGGCGUUGUACCUCGGCAACAACAACAUUGCCAGAAUAGAUGGCCUUGACCGCAUGUCCGACCUGCGCAGCUUGCACUUGGAAGGAAAUCGGAUCAGGUGCAUCGAGAAUCUCACCGGCAAUUUGGAGCUCCGGCAGCUGAGCCUCGAGUCCAACGCCAUCAGGAGCCUCAGCGGCCUGUCUCAUUUGACGAAGCUCCAGCACCUCAACGUGGCAAAGAACGCGCUGUCUGAGUUGAGCGACCUCAAAGAGCUCGAGUCGCUCCCCAGCCUGGAGAAUUUGGAUGUGUCGCACAACUGCAUCGAAGCCUCGGAGGGUGUGGUUGACUUUUGGGUGAAGCUGCCAGCAGAGUUGAAGAUUCUGCGCUACCACGGCAACCCAGGUGUCCGCUUUAUUGAGCACUAUCGAAAGCGACUGGUCAAUGCGCUGCCUGCGCUGCGGUACCUCGACGAGCGCCCCAUUUUCCCCGUGGAGCGGAAGGCCAGCGCAGCUUGGCAAGAGGGCGGAUUGGAGGCCCUUCAGAAAGCAAAGCGGGACCACUUUCAGGAGCAGUGCCGCCUGCAGAACUCCGUGGACCCCGAGCGGCGGGAGUUCCUCACGCAGCAGCGGAAGCUGGCCAUCGCUCGCAUCGAGCGCGAGGAGAGAGAGCGCCUAGAGGGUGCGGAGGAGGAGAAAGGCUGGACUGCUGCGCAAAAGGGCGAUGAAGAAGCCCUGGCUGCCUAUGCCCGGACCUGGCGGGAGAAGCUGGAGUGCUGCGGCGCGGAGAAGCUCAGAGACGAGGUCGCCACCUCAGGGAGCGGCCAGAGCAAAGCAGCGGCCUUGGCCUUGGCCGAGGCUCAGCGAAAGGCGCAGGAAGAGAAGUGCCGGCUGAACGCGGUCCGGCAAAACCCAGCACCCACAAGCAACAAGGCAACCUUCUCGCCUCCACCGCGGGACUCAGGGUGCGCCCCUUCUGCUGCCAACGCCAGCAACGUCGCUGGCUUCCGGCAAAGCCGCAGCGAGGACUGGGCAGAGCGUCAGCUAUCCUUGCUGGGCGAGGACGAGCCGGAGGCUGCGCGCCCCGAGCCACGAGAGCCAGUGGAACCGGUUCCGGAUCUUUGGAAGAAGGUGGAGCAGCAGAAUAAGGAAGCGGAGGGCCAGGUGCUGGAGCUGAACGCGGCGGCCAGCGCCGGGCCCUGA